GAAAACUGGCAAAAGAUCUUGAAUAAAUGCAGCUUGGAUCUAAUUGCACUUACCAUUGAGGGGAUAGAAGAAGAUCUGACUGAAUUGAAGCAAGAAAUUAGUACUACCAAAAAUAGGAUAUUGAGUACUGAGAAUCCCAAAUCCUUCAUUAAACAUUCUGAGGAAAUUGAUAGUAUCUUGUCUAAACACAAGACAGAUACCCUCAAUAGGAAAUUAUCCAAAUUUAAACAUGAUACGAUAGAUUAUCUUGAUAAUAAAGUUUAUAACUGGCAAUUUCAUCGUCAGCGACCUAACGUACCCCAGGGCGUACACUUGUUUGGUAGGAAUUCUCCUGCCAAUAGUGAUAGUGAGCAAUCCUCAGUUGGAUCAGCCAACAAUAUCAAUUUUUUAAAACCGCGACGCCCCGGAGGAGGAGGCACAAGACAAGGAGAGGCAAGAGACGCCGCAGCAAACCAUCCCCCUCGGAGAUAUCCGGAGAGAGAGAGGAGACCAUGGAGACGUUAGUGGUGAACAUCUCCAAGAUGGUGUUAUCAGUAAGUGAGAUCUUGGUGCUUAACAAGGGUCUGGGUUUUGUCCCGUUUGUCCCGUCAUUUGAGGGUGACAAAUUGAACUUGGAUAUCAAAUUGUAUGAAUUUUUCCGUUCCUUACGUUUAAAAGUUGUUGCUUUUUUUUUUGCAGGAGACAACUCACCCAUGGAUGCUCAAAAGGAAGAAGUUGAUAUUGAGGUCAACUCUGUGGACUUAUCUAAAUGUAAAAAUAAAAGUAAGUUUACUCCACCAGCUACCAAUUCCACAGUUGAAACCUUUAUCAAGUUAUGCCAAUUGGAGAUUUCUAAAAUCAACUGGUCCAGGAGGGGUUCCUCCAAUUUGACACCAGAUGAGUGGAGGGCCGUCGAUGCCCUGAGGAGCGAUGACUCCAUUAUUGUCUGGGCUGCGGACAAGGGUGGGGCCAUUGUCGUUAUGGACAUUGAUAAAUACAAUGCUGAAGCCAUGGCACAGUUGUCCAACCGGGUUCAUUAUGAGAAACUAUUAAGGGACCCAACGAAGGAGUUCCAAGAAAAGAUUGGGGUUAUUACCCUUGAGGCUUUAAGUUAGGGUCUAAUCAAAAACAAAAUAUUUGAUUUUCUUAAUACAUCUACACCUCGGGUACCUUUUCUGUACCUGCUUCCUAAAAUCCAUAAGGACCUGUUGAAACCUCCUGGCAGGCCCAUUGUGUCGGGUUGUGGUUUACUGCUCCAGACGUUGGCCCAAUAUGUUGACGCUUAUCUUCUAGUGCUGGUGGUACAGAUGAGGUCAUUUAUACGGAACAACAGUGAUUUUUUGGAUAAAUUGGAUGAUUUGGGAUCAUCCUGUAGAGAUACACUUCUGUGUACGAUGGAUGUAUGCAGUCUAUAUACAUCCAUCCCUUAUGGGUGAGGUAUGGAGGCUGCAGCACAGGCCUUGGGCAGACUUGAGUUGGAUUCUAAAUUGAGUGAAUUUGUUUUACAAUUAUUGGUUUUGUCAUGCAAUUAUUUCACCUUUGGAAAUGACUUUUUUCUACAGAUACAGGGAACGGCGAUGGGGGCCAAUAUGGCUCCAUCGUAUGCCAAUCUAUAUAUGGCCAAGUUUGAGGAAGAUUUCGUCUACCCACAUCCUUUAUUCAGAUUUGUAGCUUUUUGGUUUCGUUACAUUGAUGUGUUCUUUCUCUGGAAUUGCUCAGUGGCACAUCUCCUAUCAUUCAAAACGGACUUGGAUCAAUAUGUACCAAGUAUUAAAUUUACCUUGGAACAUGAUGCCAAUAGUAUACAUUUUUUGGAUGUUCAGGUAAGUAAAGUGGAUGAUAGUCUGUUUUGAUCUUUUUCGAAAACCAACUGAUAAAGUUGCAGGCAAACUCAUUCCAUCCGGCCAACAUGAUCCAAAGUCUUCCUUUUAGCCAAUUACUACGUGUUCGACGGAUUGUAUCUCAGGAAGCAGACUUUGAUACUCAGACAAGGAAGAUGUUAGAAGAUUUUCGCUCCCGUGGUUAUUAUGAAACCUCCUUGCAGGAAGCACUGGGUAAAGUGAAAGAUCUGGAGAGGACUUUAUUACUGAAGACCGAGGGUAAGAACAAGAGAAAUAUGCCCAAUCGUAUUCCAUGUGUCACUACAUAUUCUACCAAGUCGGGUUUUGUUAAACAUGUCAUUAAUAAGAAUUGGCAUGUCUUACAGAGUGAUCCUGAGAUUGAUGAUCUUUUUAAAGAGAGACCAUUAAUGGCCUAUAAGAGAUCUAGGAAUAUCAAAAGCUUGGUAUCACCUUCUAAAUCUAGAACAUCCUCCAAACCAUCUACUACUUGGUUGACACCCAUUAAGGGUAUGCACCGAUGUGGACAUUGUGCCAAUUGCAAUAAUGUGACCACGGGUGUUGAGUUUACACACCCUAGAACAGGAAAAGGAUUUGCUAUCAAGGACUUCUUUAAUUGUCAAAUGGAUCGUGUAAUUUAUUUUAUCAAAUGUCCCUGUGGUCUUGGCUACGUUGGCCAAGCAUCUAGACCUUUAACCGUAUGCAUUGGCGAACAUAAAAGUACCAUUUGCACCAAGAAACUACAUAUUUCUUUUGCCAAACAUUUUAUUGAUUCAGGCAACUCUGUGGCACAAUUACGUUUUCAGGCUAUUGAACGUAUUAAGACACCUUAUUCUGGCUGUUUCCUUGCAGAUUCACUUAAGCAUGCUGAAUUACGGUGGAUCUAUCGAUUGGAUACAUUAUUCCCUCACGGGUUAAAUGAAGAGUGUGAUUUCAAUUCCUUCAGGUAAACUGGUUACAUGCUAUUGGUAAAUUUGCCACAUAAUACGAUAAUGUUUAUUGUUCGCUAUUUUUUAUAAGGACCACAUUCAGGUGGUUCCCUUUAUUUUUAUUACCUCUGCCUGUGAUUUGUUGGAUAUUUUGAUAAUUGAUAUUGAUUUUAUUCUUCUGUUUUUAGUCUUGGUAUUCCUUUUGGGUUUCUUACUUCUGGGUGGCCCUCUGAUGAUUGGUCUCCUUCCAAGAAGAUCCAUCGGAUCUUGGCUUCGUUUUUGGACCCUCAUGAUGGAAGAAGAAUGUUGAUAGAAUUGUUAUGUAUAUUUUAG
This is a messenger RNA of Pelobates cultripes (western spadefoot toad), 3079 nucleotides long. The record is from the annotation of a GenBank genome assembly. NCBI's taxonomy places the organism in Eukaryota, Metazoa, Chordata, Amphibia, Anura, Pelobatidae.